Nannospalax galili (Upper Galilee mountains blind mole rat) is the source of this 1718-nucleotide messenger RNA. It is a transcript of the gene Sostdc1, whose product is annotated as sclerostin domain containing 1. The transcript has 2 exons. Lineage: Eukaryota; Metazoa; Chordata; Mammalia; Rodentia; Spalacidae. Gene Ontology annotation, biological process: negative regulation of BMP signaling pathway; negative regulation of Wnt signaling pathway. The coding region runs from base 46 to 786 and encodes 246 amino acids. Gene Ontology annotation, molecular function: BMP binding. The record is from RefSeq and is a predicted model, not a curated record.
UUCUCUGUGUUUUCACUGUGAGGCUCCACACAACUUUACACCUGAAUGAACGCCAAACCUCUGUGGAUAUAUAAAGGGAACCUUGAGGAGGAAUUUCAGUUACAGUGCAGAAGCAGAGGGAAAGGAAUUAGCCAGCUCCUCAGCCAAGCAAAUCCUCGAGUCAGCAUGCUUCCUCCUGCCAUUCAUUUCUAUCUCAUUUCCCUUGCAUGCAUCCUAAUGAAAAACUGUUUGGCUUUUAAAAAUGAUGCCACAGAAAUCCUUUAUUCACAUGUGGUUAAACCUGUUCCAGCACACCCUAGCAGCAACAGCACUUUGAAUCAAGCCAGAAAUGGAGGCAGGCAUUUCAGUAACACUGGACUGGAUCGGAACAGUCGAGUUCAAGUGGGUUGCCGGGAACUGCGGUCCACCAAAUACAUUUCCGAUGGUCAGUGCACCAGCAUCAGUCCUCUGAAGGAGCUGGUGUGCGCUGGCGAGUGCUUGCCCCUGCCAGUACUCCCCAACUGGAUCGGAGGAGGCUAUGGAACAAAGUACUGGAGCAGGAGGAGCUCCCAGGAGUGGCGGUGUGUCAAUGACAAGACACGCACCCAGAGAAUCCAGCUGCAGUGCCAAGACGGUAGCACGCGCACCUACAAAAUCACCGUGGUCACGGCCUGCAAGUGCAAGAGGUACACGCGGCAGCACAACGAGUCCAGCCACAACUUCGAGAGCGUGUCACCCGCCAAGCCCGCCCAGCAUCACAGAGAGCGGAAGAGAGCCAGCAAAUCCAGCAGGCACAGCCUGAGUUAGAACUGACUCUCAGACUGGACUGUCUGGAAACCAUCUGCUCUGCAGAUCUGAUUGCGUGGAAGACUCGAGACUGCCAUUGCUCUUUCCUCACUUGAAAGUAUACGCUUUCUGCUUUGAUCAGACCCAGCAAGCUGUCCUAAGUAUCAGGACCUUCUCUGGGAGCAGCUUUUCCUUUGCAAGUUUUUCAAGAUGUAAUGAGUACAGUUUGCAUAGAAAGUCCAGCGUCCUGUAGUUUUCAUUCCCUGAAAUUUCUUAAAAGGCAUUGAUAAGGCUCCAUUCCCUAGCCCACCCUUGCCCUCCUCUAACAAAAUCCGUUCAAACCAGAAAAGUACAUUGAAAAAUGUUAUCUUCACAGAACAUUUCAGAAAGAUGCUUUUCCAGUAAUUUUCAUGGGAGCAGUUUAGCAUCCAGGAGUGAUCUUCCUUUGAAAGACAAAGGGAGAUCUUGUGACAUUUCACUUCAAAAAUAAGCCCUGUAGCUUUUUACAGUCUCAGUAUGGAAUUAUACCCUGCAUGUUGACCCUCGCUUGGAAUGGAAUGCCAGAAAUGCAUGGCAGCAGCUAAUAAGUAAAGGCGAUUAUUUAUUUGUCAAUGUUGUUAUUUAAUGAGAUUUCACAUGUGAUUUUUUUUCAAAAUGUUAAUUUUUUUAUGUUUUGAAGUUUUUCAUGUACUUAAAUAUUUCCCAAUAUGAUUUGUGGUUGAUCUAGAAAUAUGAAGAUACAUGUUGUAGAUAUGUAAAAUAAAUAUUUUAGUCUCCUUAUAUAUCACAUGUUUCAUCAUGAACUUCAUUGGUAGCAUGGAUCUUUGUAAAGCUGAUAUAUGUAAUACUUUCUUAUUUAGUCUGUGCAAUCAGAAGGCAACUUGACUUUCAAUGCCAUUUGUUUCUUUUAACAAAAAUAAGCACUGCUAAAUGUUAUUGUCUGUGCCUCUAAC